CGUAAGCCAGUCUUUGUCGUUGAGAGCUCUCUUUAAAAACUCUGUACAGGUAAGAAAACCCGGGGAAGAGGACAACACAGGUUAGAAGGUGCACAGGUGAAAAGGCGAUGUUUGUACCAACAAGACUUUUUAACUAAUUAAUGGAUUAAAAGGAUAGAAAAAACAACAACAGCUUUGUUUCUUUAUAAAUGUUUUUAAUUCUACAACGCUUGUAAAAGGAAAACAAAAUGACAAAAGAAAGAAGAAUGAAAAGAAAAGGAAAUCACAAAAUGGAUAUGUAUGUUUGUAAACACGGCUUCAGCAUCGUGUAGUGAAGUGAACAACAACAAAAAAGCCCACAAAAAACCCACAAAAACCCAAACAAACCCUCAACAACAACAUCGCUCUGCAAUAACCUACAAACAUCAACGGUUGAUUUUAAAACAGUUUGGUAUUGGAUUUCAGCGCUGAACGCUUGUGUCGCUGGAUUCCUAUAGUUAAAACCGAUACAUUUUGUUGUUUAAAGAUUUUGACAGUUCUUGAAGAUUCGCUCAAGAUGUAGGAAGCAAACUGAAAGAGUUAAGACUUGUGAAGCGCUUUUGAAAGAGCGGCGGUGGCGAUCGCGUAACCAAGACAAUGUGGGUGACCACAGCAAGUGCCCGUGCGUGGACAUGGCCUCGGAGUAUUACCACUUCCAGACAAGACACGAGACGUCGUCGUCGUCGUCGCACGUAAAUUUGGCGAGCGGAAAUAGGGUAGGAAUCGGGGAGGAGGGCAGUAGCGUCUCACGAUCCUGUGAAGAGUGCACGAAGUACGUACUGAGCCUUAAUCGAGAAAUCGCCCUGUACGCCAAUCUUGCGGUUGGUUUGGGCGCGUCGAAUGACUCGGACAGACUGAGGGAGGAACUGCGGCACAGCAGACGUAGGGCGACAGAUCUGGCGUACAGGACAAAGCGAAAACUCAUCCCCUUAAUUAGAUACAAGAUGCGACGACAAGAGGACGCCACGACGUUGACGAGGUUGUACAUGCUGUACUCCGGCUGUCUCGAACUUCUCGAGUUACACCUCAUAAAGAGCAUGCACCUGUUGUCCGACUUCCCACUCCAUACAGAUUCCAAGAUAUUGAUAAACACUGGUAUCAGUGACCCGGUGUCCGUGAUCGCCUGUAAGCUGAGCGUGGCGUCAACGCAAACAGACUGUCUGCACGUGGAGACCGCUGUCCUAGAAUCAGAGGCCAUCAACAGACUCAGAAGUGACGUCUCGAACAUCCAUGCACUAUUGUACGAGACGAGUCAAGCCAUUGACGUGAGGCCCUGGGAUGUCGAACCGAAUCUCUCCACCGAUCUCUGUGAUUUCGGCAAAUCGUCGGGAACCAGAAGCAACUCUCUGACAAUUAUCCACAUGAACGAAACAAUCGUUGGAAAUCGUGCAAGAAGAAAGAAGAAGAUUUGGACAAUUGUGUUCUUGCUAAUACUCGCUGUUACGGCUAUCUGUGUCACUGGUCUCUCGGUCGGCUUACUGAGUUAACGCAGUGUUCAGAGGUCAGGCCAGCGUCGGGUCUUUCCGUUAGACGAAGCUGAAAGCACCUCUUGGAGACUUUCUUUAUCAUUAUUAGGAAAUGACACAAGUUUUUCCUUUUGUCUUUUUCUUGUAAAUUCACAGAUUCCCUAAUAUGUUUAGCUUAGUCCUGUAUCAGAGACAAGUGGUCGUCAAGACCCAGGAAUUGUUUUGAUAACAUGGCCUCUUGGAGACUUCUUUAUUGUCUUGAGGGUUGUUUUCCUUUCUUUUACAUGUAUUUGUAAAUUCACAGAUUCCCUGAUAUAUUUAUCCUGCACCUGUAUCUGGGACAAGUGAUUACCAAGAACCAGGAAUUGUUUUGACAACAUGGCGUCUUGGCGACUUCUUGUUUGUUAUGAGGGUUUUUCCUUUCUUUUAUUUUUAAAUUGACAGAUUCCCUGAUACAUCUAUCCUACACCUGUAUCUGGGACAAGUGGUCAUCAAGAACCAGGAAUUGUUUUCACAACAUGGCAUCUUGGAGACUUGUUGUGCAAUUACGAAAUGGCAAAGUUGAUGCUCAAACGAAUGACAAAAUGACCGUGCCAAUGACUACUAUUAUAUCAUGUUGAAGAUUGUGUUAUAUUUAAUACUAGCCCACCGUUACAUUGUGGAACGACAAAGAUUAGAACAUUAGAUAGCACAGGAGUAUAUCGCCAUGACUUUGUCAAAAACGGACAAUCGUUUUGUACAAAGAUCCCAACAGUAGGGCCUAAUUCACAGAAGCAUAUUGUCAUUACUUUAUCAAAAAACGGACCCUCGUUUUGUACAAAUAUCCCGACAAUUGAGCCUAAUUCAAAGAAGCAUGUUGUUGUGACUUCAUCAAAAACGGACUCUUGUUUUAUACAAAUAUCCCAACAGUAGGGCCUAAUUCAAAGAAGCAAGUUGUCAUGACUAUCAAAAUUGGACUCGUUUUGUACAAAGAUCCCGACAGUAGGGCUCAAAUUCAAAGAAGCAAAUUGUCAUGACUUCAUCGAAAUUGGACUCUCAUGUUGUACUGUUUUGUCAUACAGAUGCGAUUGGUAAUUAUUACACAGAGUAGGAAAAUUAUUUCUGGCCAUUUGUCAUCGUUUUGAGUGAAAGUGGUAAAGAUGUCAACUGCCGUUUGUUUCUAUUCAGGCCUGAUGCUUAUAAAACUUUUUGAGUCUAGACUCGAGACUCUAUUAGAUUCUGAGACAGUAGUGUCAUUACAACGCCAUACAAAUUGUAUGUGCGACGUCAUUAGACAUUGAGUCCGGACUCUUAAAAGUUUUAUAAGCACGGGCUCUGAUAUCAAAGAUCAUAGUGAACCUAACCAUUCUGAAGCAUUGUUUACUACUGCAAAAGAAACACAGAACUACAAUUUUAAUAAAUUCACAAUCACACCAUACUAUCCCUCUAAACCGAACACACACGUGGCCAAAUAAAAAGUCCGGUUUUAAGAGGUAUGUGGUUUAGAGAGGUUCUGUUUUAUACUAAUAUUUAAAAAGGGUCCAGUUUUGAGGGAAUACCGGUUUACACAGCUUCCGGUUUUGAAGGGUUUUACAUUAUAAACAUCAUUUAUCAGUGCAAAACACAAACAGAACUACUGUUGUAAUACAUUCCUUCUCCUCAACUUAUAACACAACACAAAAAAGAAGAAGUAAAGUUUGUUUUAUUUAAUGAUGCCACUAGAGCACAUUGAUUUUGUUUUAUUUAAUGAUGCCACUAGAGCACAUUGAUUUUUUAUCUUA
Molecule: messenger RNA, 3244 nt
Organism: Gigantopelta aegis
Lineage: Eukaryota; Metazoa; Mollusca; Gastropoda; Neomphalida; Peltospiridae
Product: regulator of G-protein signaling 9-binding protein-like
Exons: 7
Coding region: 651-1505 (284 amino acids)
Biological process (GO): G protein-coupled receptor signaling pathway
Cellular component (GO): neuron projection
Source: RefSeq, a predicted model, not a curated record